CUACUAUGGGGACGCGUAACGAGGCUUUCGGACAAGUCGGACGCGUGAAAAGUGGGAGGCCUACUUUGAACGACGUUUUCCCACGUACUCCAUAUCACCUGUGUUUUCGUACGUCCCCCAAAGCUUCAAAUUCAGUACCAGUUGCGUAAAACAAACAUGGCUACCAUUCAAAAGGGAAAAAACAUCACUCUGCGGGGCUCGGCACAGAUCGUCAUUGAAUUCUUCAGCUAUGGAAUCAACAGCAUUCUGUUCCAACGCGGGUUGUAUCCACCAGAAGAUUUUCGGAUGGAGAAGAAGUACGGCUUGAAUCUACUCGUCAGUUCGCAUGAUGGCGUUCAGGCAUACCUGAAAGCUAUCCUUUCCCAGCUCGACAAGUGGAUAAUAGCCAAGAAAGUUAGCAAGCUUGUCAUGGUAGUGAGCUCAAAAGCGACGCGUGAGGUGCUGGAAAGGUGGUCCUUCGACAUCCAGUUGGAUAAGACGGAUGAUGUGAAGGAGAAUGCUGGGAGAGCACCAAAGACAGAAAAGCAAACCAACAGCGAGAUCGCAGCCGUGAUGCGCCAGAUCACAGCGAGCGUCUCCUUCUUACCCAUGCUGGACGAACCAUGUACAUUCAACAUUCUAGCCUACACCGACAAGGACGCUGAAGUGCCCGCAGAAUGGAUAGAUUCGGACCCACGACUGAUCACCAAGAACGCUGAGCAGGUCAAGUUGAGGAGUUUCUCGACAAGCGUCCAUAGGGUGGACGGACUUGUUGCGUAUCGGAUGGGCGAUGAUCAAUGAGUGGUCUAUCGUACAUGGACUGAUCCCUCUAUUGAGCAGCACGCCGUAUGUCCCUCUACACACACAUCCAUGUACUCGUUAUCCCUGGCUAUUGCGUACCGGGCUCAUAUCGCAGUUUGCAGACGCCUAUAACUUCGAUUGCUCGUUCAAUAGCUGUGAGACAACCGAAUUUUAGUAAUGAGACUCAAAAGCCUCACCCAUAGCAAUCUAUAACUCGUAUUUACAAAGCCGAUU
This is a messenger RNA of Fimicolochytrium jonesii, 1014 nucleotides long. RefSeq names its product DNA-binding protein. The transcript has 7 exons. Gene Ontology annotation, biological process: mitotic spindle assembly checkpoint signaling. Gene Ontology annotation, cellular component: nucleoplasm; kinetochore; cytoplasm. The coding region runs from base 157 to 780 and encodes 207 amino acids. The record is from RefSeq and is a predicted model, not a curated record. NCBI's taxonomy places the organism in Eukaryota, Fungi, Chytridiomycota, Chytridiomycetes, Spizellomycetales, Powellomycetaceae.